Molecule: messenger RNA, 642 nt
Organism: Prosopis cineraria
Lineage: Eukaryota; Viridiplantae; Streptophyta; Magnoliopsida; Fabales; Fabaceae
Product: trypsin inhibitor-like
Exons: 1
Coding region: 1-642 (213 amino acids)
Molecular function (GO): endopeptidase inhibitor activity
Source: RefSeq, a predicted model, not a curated record
AUGGCAACUGUGUUGCGUUUGCACGCCCUCAUCAUCUUCAGUCUCUUUCUCUUUGCCUUCUCCAUAAGUACUCUUGCCCACGAUUUGCGUGACGUGAAUGGCGACCCUUUAUAUAAUGGAGGCUUAUACUAUAUAUUCCCAGUUUAUACAGGAAACGGUGGUGGCCUUGAGCUUGCCAGAACUGGAAGAGAUACCUGCCCUCGAACUGUGGUGAAAUCUAGCUCUGAUACCUCUAAAGGCUUGCCAGCUCGAUUGGCGUCCCCAUCUACUAGCCUUACUCUCAGAUCAGACUUCCUUCUAACAAUUGAGUUUCAACUGGAAAAUCCGAGCAUUUGCUACCGCGGUAGUAGGUUACAGUGGAAGGUUGAAGGAGAAUCACAAACAGUGAAGAUUGCUUCUUCUAAGGAUGAAGAGGAGGUGUUUACUGGUCCAUUUAAAAUUCAGCCGUAUAGAGGUUUCUACAAGCUUGUUUACUGCCCGGUAUAUCCAUAUAAUGGUCGUGAGUGGUGUACAGAUCUGGGAAUCUCCAUGGACGACCAGAAGAACAGGCGUCUGGUUGUGAAAGAUGGAGAACCACUCAAAGUUUGUUUCAUUAAGGCUGAUCGCAGAGGUGAUGAAGAAGACGAAGAUUUGGACGAGUGA